AUGGCGUAUACCAUCCAGCAAGUCGAUCUUGACGACGCCGAAGUCAUCACGGACAUCUUCCGACAAGCCUUCGCUGAUGAUCAUAUCAUGAGCCAUAUUCACUCUAAUGUCCCGGAAGACAUACAAUGGGAGCAUGACCUCCAAUACUUCAAAACCAUCUUAUCGCAGGGCGGAACCUUCGGGGCACGUUGGUCCAAAGCUGUAGAGAGUACAACAGGCAAAGCCGUGGCGUUUGCUCGCUGGGUCUAUCCCAUCAAUCUCUCACCUGAGCUGGAGGAGAAGAAGGCUGCCGCAGCAAGAAUCCGCAGAGCACUUCCAGCGGGCUCGAAUAAAGCAUUGUCAGAUGAAUACUAUGACAACUUGUGGACAGGAAGAAAAAGAUGGUACGAUGAAAAGACCAUGUACUUUCUCCACAUUCUAUGUGUCCUGCCCUCACACCAGCAUCGUGGGCUGGGCUCUCUUUUCCUUGCAUCAGGAUUAGAAGCAGCAGAUGCAGCAGGCGCAAAAACGCAUGUGGAUCCCACACCAGCUGGGUACCCAAUGUAUGUGAAGUGGGGAUUCGAGGACGUGGAUAAAUUUUUCCUGGACAUGAGCCCACAUGGGGGCCACAAGAUUGAGGAACAGGUAGUCAUGGUGCGACAUCCGAAAGCUACGAAGGCUUGA
Molecule: messenger RNA, 663 nt
Organism: Bacidia gigantensis
Lineage: Eukaryota; Fungi; Ascomycota; Lecanoromycetes; Lecanorales; Ramalinaceae
Exons: 3
Coding region: 1-663 (220 amino acids)
Molecular function (GO): acyltransferase activity, transferring groups other than amino-acyl groups
Source: RefSeq, a predicted model, not a curated record